UGUGCGAUGCUGGGGAGGUGUUGGGUGUCUCUCACUUCUUCAACUCAAUUCGCAGCUCACAAAACCACGAGCGGUUCACCAGAGAUCAUCUACUCGAAGUCUACAUGAUUUUCGAUAAGUCGCACCUCGUGGCGCAAGGAACUAUUAAGAAGGAGAAGAAGCACAAACGGAGGAAGAGUCAACGCCGAAUGUGUAGAAUAAGGAAGAAGAAUAUUGGUCCGUUGACUAUUUGUUGACACUCGCAAGGAGUUGUUGGGAUCUCUCGCGCCCAGCCAUGGAAAUGAUACGGAGAUUUCUUUCCUGAUGCUGCGAUCUCACGCGUAAGCGUUCCCUACAAACAUGGACACGAUGUUACUGGCCUCCGCCGUGGUCGUCUGGGAAUGGCUCAACGAGCACGGGGGCUGGCGGCCGUACAGCCCGGCCGUGUCUCACCACAUAGAGGAGGUGAUGAGAAGCGAUCCCCGCGGCGGUAGCAUCGUUCUAGGCCAAGCUGACAGCCGCCUGUCGCCCUACAUCAUCGAUCUACACUCUAUGCGUCAGUUCAGACAGGAUAACGGUACGUUAAGACCAGUGCGACGGAGUUUCUAUGACCCCAACUCAGCACCAGGCCAAGGUUGGAUAUGGGAGUGGGAAAAUGACGCAGGUUCCUGGACGACCUAUGACAUGGAGGUUAGCAUUGCCUUGCAAGCGGCAUGGGACCGACGGCAACCCUGGCUGGACCUGACAUCGAUUGGCUUUUGCUACUUUGUGGACUUCCAGACCAUGACCCAGAUUAACAGGCAAACACAGCGGCAGAGGCGCAUGCAGAGACGCUCCGAUAGGGUUUACCCACUGGUCUCCGGGCCACUGCCUAAAACCUCACAGGCUCGGGGUACAGGCUCAGGAACUGGAGGCAUGACUAGAGGAGUUACAUCACGUGGGGGCUCAACCGGGGCACUUCUUGGGGUUGGUGUUUCUGGUUCUACUUUGAGUAGAAAAGGAAGUGCGGUUUACCAAAGCGGGACACUUUCGAUGUCAUCUCUCACUCCUCCUGGACAGCCAUGUUACUGUCAGCAGUGCAUGCUGGUGUUGAGUGUAAAGGCACAGACACUGGGACGUGCAACAAAGCCAAACAGUCCUAAAUUCAGCUUUGGGACACUUCCAUCCUCCUCUGCAUCCAUGUCUGUUUUAAACUCGUAUUCUCAUACACUACCACAGGGCACAUCUUUAAAAUGCUCUCUCUCGGAAGAAGCCAAGAAUUCUGCUUUUGAUCAGUCAUUGUCCCUUCUCACGUUGGAUACUGCCAAUCUCUCAGUCUCCUCUAGCCGUUCACCGCCUCUAACUCUGCCAUCGCCGAAUCAGCAGCCUUCAUCCGCCCCAAGCUCUUCGUCUUCAGCAACAUUUGUGGCUACUGCCAUGCUUAUUAACACAUCAAUCAGUCCCAGAUCAUCCACAGAUUUGACGUCAUCUUCAACAACGAUGCCCUCUCAGCGCUCCGCUGCCUGUGCUGCCCUUCUACCAACUCGUGCCAGUCUGACAGGGCUUAGUCGGCCUGCUUUGCACAGAAUUGCCAUGGCACAGUCACAGGCCCUUAUUGCCUCUGGGGUACCGACAGUACCAGUGAAGAAUCUCAAUGGCUCCAGCCCUGUCCAUCCGGCUUUAGCUGGUAUUACAGGUAUUCUGAUGAGUGCAGCAGGACUACCUGUAUGUUUGACCCGUCCACCAAAACUAGUUCUGCAUCCCCCACCUGUCGGCAAGAGUGACAUCAGACCAAUUCCUGGCAUUGGGCACUGUUGCCGCAAGACCACCAAGAAACAAGCACGCAAAGGUAGAACACCCGAGGAAGUGGUAAAAAGGUACUUACAGAAGGUCAGGAAUCCACCAGAAGAAGAUUGUACUAUCUGUAUGGAGGCUCUGGGGGGACCCUCAGGGUAUAAGGGUCCAGGUGUUGCAAGUGUUUCGCGUGCAGAGUCCGUUGGACGACUGGCACAAUGUGGGCAUCUUUAUCACCUGCAGUGCCUAGUGGCCAUGUACAACAAUGGCAACAAAGAUGGCAGCCUGCAGUGUCCCACAUGCAAGACAAUAUAUGGAGUAAAGACAGGCAACCAGCCGCCCGGUAAAAUGGAGUACCAUGUCAUCCCGCACUCACUUCCAGGACACCCAGACUGCAAAACCAUUCGCAUCAUCUACAACAUACCGCCUGGGAUACAGGGUCCUGAGCAUCCAAAUCCGGGGAAGCCUUUUACUGCAAGAGGAUUUCCCCGUCACUGCUAUCUCCCAGACAAUGAAAAAGGACGCAAGGUGUUAAGGAUGUUAUUGGUGGCAUGGGAUCGACGGCUGAUCUUCUCAGUGGGCACCUCCAGCACCACAGGAGAAUCAGACACUGUCAUCUGGAAUGAGAUCCAUCACAAGACAGAAUUUGGCUCCAAUCUUACUGCACAUGGCUAUCCAGAUUAUGGCUAUAUUGACAAUGUACUGGAGGAGCUUAAAGCCCAGGGCAUCACUGAAGACGAGGAACAGCAACUGUGAAGAGGACGGGAUGUGCUCGAUGGCAGUGAAAGAAAAAUAACUGUACUAGAUGUUCUAGGAGUGCAUUUGAACUCAGAAAUGUGUGAGGAUUCAUAUGAAAUCGAUAACUCUGAUGAAAACAAUGUGACCAAUUGGUACAAAUAACUAUGUAAAUGAGGUACAAGUCAGCAAGUAUCCUAAUCUCAAUACAAAUUUGGGGAUGAAGUAACACAACUAACAUGAGAAUGAUAUUUGGUUAAAGGUGAAAGAUAGGUUUGAAAGAAAAAGGAAAGAAAGGAACGUAUGAAAAGCAAGAAUGGGAGGUGGAGGGGACUCGAAAAAUAAGGGAAUAGAAAGACUAAGAAAAUGCAGGUUAUUGAAGCAGCCGACGUGUUUUAUCUGCUUAAGCGAUGUUGCGGUGUAAGUUGUGUAAAACAGUUGUAAGUGUGGUUGUAUUUAAUCAACUCUGGUACCUCUAACUGGAUUACUUGCUCUGAAUCUGUUUACUAGAACUGAAAAGUAUAUAGCGCAUAUGAAUGCUUGUAUUAUAAUUUGUAUUAAUUCCAUGUAUUCAGUCUUGUGUAUUGAGAACUUGUACUAUUUUUGUACAGAUGAUAAUGUGUACAUAAAAUUCAGAGUUUUGAUUAAUCAAAAAUUUUUUAUAUUAACUUGAUUUUAAAAUGAAAAUCACUUUUAUGGAAACACUGAAUUAAUUUAUGCUGGUUUAUAUGAAGCAUAAGAAAACCAACUAAUUGUUCUUCCUCAGAUGAGAUGUCUCUAAUGCAUCUAAUAGUUACAGAUGAUAAAAUAUCACAUUUUCACGGUACAGGAAACCAAUUUGGUGGUUUAAGCUAAGAAGUGCUUCUUUACUCCACAUUCAGCAUUAAAUAUGUUCAGCUUUAAUACAGAAGAAAGCUAUGAUCGAAUGUAGCUAGAUAGAUGGGUAGUUUAAUGAUCCCUAAGGGUCAGUUUAGUAAUAGUUUGCCAAAAUGAAUUUUGCAAACUCAAGGAUUUUGCAUAAAAUAUGAUAUAGCUCUUUUUAACUGUUCUUCACUGUGCUUAUAACCUGUUUUAGGCCAGUCUGUAUGUUAGGUCAAUUAUUGACCUGUUUUAUAAUGAUCCAUUUGUAAGAAUGUGCCAUUGUUUGGUAUGUGUGCAUCUGUGCAUGUGUGAGCCCAUGCAUCAUGUCUAUGUUUGCAUUUGUGCUUAAUUAAAUAUAAGAGUGUAUGCUAUGCAUCCACAACACAGAGGUACGGUGUUACUCAUCUGCAUAAUUGUCUUCAUGCAUUUCUGAUUGUAUUUCUCUUUUAUAUUAAUGUUUUCUUCUA
Molecule: messenger RNA, 3815 nt
Organism: Sinocyclocheilus rhinocerous
Lineage: Eukaryota; Metazoa; Chordata; Actinopteri; Cypriniformes; Cyprinidae
Gene: dtx4b
Product: deltex 4, E3 ubiquitin ligase b
Exons: 9
Coding region: 340-2508 (722 amino acids)
Biological process (GO): protein ubiquitination; Notch signaling pathway
Molecular function (GO): zinc ion binding
Source: RefSeq, a predicted model, not a curated record